AUGGUGUUUCAACAUGUUCCGGUGUACAUGGGUUGUGCCAUAUUCAACACUAUAGACGAGAAAACCACAAAAAGUGACGUGCGGGGGAAUCACGUUGUAGCGUUGAUGGGGCAUUUUUCCUCGAUGUUCAAUGGGUUGGCACGGUCGUUUUCAAUGAAGAUAAGAAGGAAGAAUGAGAAAUGUGGAGGGAGGGAAGCUGCUGAAGCAAUGGCAAAGGAGGCUAAGAGGAAUGACAUGAUGCUGUGUAGCUCUGGCAUAGUUCAUGUCGAUGGUUCAAACAACUUUGCCUCCGUUUUCUCCAAAAGAGGUCAGAAAGGAGUGAACCAAGAUUGCUGCAUAGUGUGGGAGGAAUUUGGAUGUCAAGAGGACAUGAUCUUCUGUGGGGUUUUUGAUGGGCAUGGACCAUGGGGUCACUUUGUGGCUAAAAGAGUAAGAGAGUCAAUGCCAUCAUCUUUGCUAUGCAACUGGCAAGAGACACUAGCCCAAACUUCAGUUGAUUCUGGAAUUGAUGUAGAGGAAGAGAAAAGGCAACUAUACCGAUUCAACGUGUGGAAGCACUCUUAUUUGAAGACUUGUGCUGCCAUUGAUCAAGAACUGGAGCAGUACCGCAAGAUAGACUCAUUUUACAGCGGAACAACUGCCCUAUCCAUUGUUAAACAGGGUGAACUCAUUGUCGUAGCAAAUGUUGGUGAUUCUCGUGCUGUGUUGGCUACAACAUCUGAUGAUGGAAGUUUGGUAGCGGUUCAACUAACAGUCGAUUUCAAGCCCAAUUUACCUCAGGAGGCAGAGAGGAUAAUUGAGUGCCAGGGGCGUGUGUUCUGCCUAGAGGACGAGCCAGGGGUGCAUAGGGUGUGGUUACCUGAUGCAGAAUCUCCAGGACUAGCCAUGUCUAGGGCCUUUGGUGACUACUGCAUUAAAGGGCAUGGUCUAAUUUCUGUGCCUGAGGUAACACACAGAAAUAUAAGUACUAGAGACCAAUUUGUUGUGCUAGCCACUGAUGGGGUUUGGGAUGUAAUAUCUAAUAAAGAAGCAGUGGAAAUCGUAUCUUCAACAGCAGAUAAAGCUAAGGCUGCUAAACGUUUGGUGGAGUCUGCGGUGCGUGCAUGGAAACGCAAGAGAAGGGGCAUUGCCGUGGAUGACAUUUCAGCUAUUUGUCUUUUCUUUCAUUCCUCCCUGUAA
Molecule: messenger RNA, 1179 nt
Organism: Sphenostylis stenocarpa
Lineage: Eukaryota; Viridiplantae; Streptophyta; Magnoliopsida; Fabales; Fabaceae
Source: the annotation of a GenBank genome assembly